Molecule: messenger RNA, 987 nt
Organism: Ylistrum balloti
Lineage: Eukaryota; Metazoa; Mollusca; Bivalvia; Pectinida; Pectinidae
Product: perlucin-like
Exons: 5
Coding region: 313-747 (144 amino acids)
Molecular function (GO): signaling receptor activity
Source: RefSeq, a predicted model, not a curated record
GAUGUGAUAUUUGAAAUAACAGUUGUUGGAUGAGAGAAUUCCGCGAAAUGUAAUAGGUUCUUUCUGUAACAAGACGCCCCAUACUUGCAGGGAGGAAGCUUGGACAUAUCGGCUGUUAAAACGUCAGACGCCUUCGACCGACUGCUUCCUGCCACAGCUCCAUCGUCUUUUGAGUUGUGAUUGAAUUCUUUAAAAUGCUGUGGAUUCUUACGAUAGCAUCUGGCACCAUACGGGCAAACAGAGAUAUUAUGAUGCAACGAAUUUUGGUCACAAGGACCGACGCCCACAAACAGUAAUCCACACAAAAAACGUAUGAGAGGGAAAGAUGACGGCUGCCCGUGUGGAUGGUACAGAUUCAAAACUUCAUGCUUUUUAUUUGCUGAUGUAAAUUUGACGUGGGAGGAUUCUAGGGUUUAUUGUCAGUUACAUUACGGCCAUCUGGCAGAGGUCGACACAGAAGCGGAGGAUGCAUUCAUUCGAAGUGUUGUUCUCACUAUUCCAGAUCUUGACAGAGUCUGGUUAGGCGGGUCUGACCUAAUUAAAGAGGAUGAAUGGAUAUGGAAUACUUCUGGUCUGGUUAUUUCCAGCUACUCUAACUGGGAUGAUGGACAGCCGGAUAAUAGUGGCGACCAAGGAUCAGCUGAUUGUCUCUGUAUGAGACAGUGGGCUGAUUUUUUAUGGACCGAUACCGAGUGUACAGCGGCCGGCAUGCCCAUCUGCGAGACACGUUAUCACAAAAGGAUAUAGACGUUUUGAGUAGCACUUUUAAAAGAAAUAAAGUAAAUCCAAAUGUUUACCGGAUCUGAAAUAAACCUGCAAAAGCCAAAUCCAAUUUAAUAAUUUAUUGACAAUGAUGUUCAGAUAAGUAAGACGAUGCAAAUUAUUAUUUUACAAAAUAUGACAUGUUACACAUAAGACUUCAAUGAUAAUUAUAUAAGUAUUGCCAUAUCAAGAAAAUGAGUGCAAUAGAAUGAACAACUGUUUAUU